AUGGAGAAGCAAAGGAUGGCCAUCGUCGGCGCCGGCAUGAGCGGCCUCACGGCGUGCAAGCACGUGCUUGAGCGCGGCUUCCGGCCCGUCGUGUUCGAGGCCGAGGCGGACGCCGUCGGCGGCGUGUGGGCGCACAUGCUCGCCACGACGCGCCUGCAGACCCCACGGCCGCAGUACGAGUUCACGGACUUCCCGUGGCCGCCGGAGGUGCCGGAAUUGUACCCGAGCCACGACCAGGUCAUGGAGUACCUGUGCUCCUACGCGCGCCACUUCGGCGUGCUAGAGUGCGUCAGGUUCGGCAGCCGGGUCACCGCUCUGGAGUACUCCGGCGCCGUCAACGAGGAGGAGAUGAUGGCGUGGGAGCAGUGGGCCGGCAACGGCGAGGCGUUCGGCAGCGGUCAAGGCGAGUGGCGGAUCACCGUGCAGCACGGGGACUACGUCGAGUCAAAAACACACGUGGCCGACUUUGUGUUGCUAUGCGUUGGACGGUACAGUGGCAUCCCCAACAUUCCAACUUUCCCGCCGGAGAAAGGGCCGGAGGCCUUUAAUGGCACGGUGAUCCACUCCAUGGAUUACUCCAACAUGGACGAUGCAAAAGCCACUGAGCUCAUCAAAGGUAAACUCGUCACCGUCGUCGGCUACCAAAAGUCUGCUCUCGAUGUCGCCACAGAGUGCGCAAAUAUGAAUGGCCCAACACAUCCUUGCACAAUGAUUAUUCGGACAAAGAGAUGGAUCAUCCCUGACUUAUAUGCUUGGGGUGCCCCGGUUCCUUUCUUGUACUUCAAUCGCUUGUCCGAACUACUAGUUCACAAGCCAGGAGAGGGGCUGCUCCUUAGCCUGCUGGCUACCUUCUUGUCACCCUUGAGAUGGAUACUCUCAAAGUUUGUUGAGAGCUACUACAUGUGGGCGGUGCCCAUGAGGAAGCAUGGCAUGAUGCCGGAACACAGCUUCUUCCAAGCUCUCAGCUCAUGGCUGAUUGCAAUAAUGCCGGACAAAUUCUACGACAAUGUGGAGCAGGGAAGCAUUAUCCUCAAGAAAGCAAACGAAUUUAUCUUCUGCAAAGAAGGUGUCAUCAUACAAGGCGAGCCCGUGCCGAUCAAGAGCGACGUCGUGAUCUUUGCGACCGGGUACAACGGGGAUCAGAAGCUCAGAGAGUUGUUCACCUCACCUCUGUUCAAAGAGAUCGUUGUUGGCAUGCCAGCUACUGCGGUCCCUCUCUACAGGCUAUGUGUUCACCCCAGGAUUCCUCAGCUAGCAAUCAUUGGCUACUCAGAGAGCAUGGGAGAUCUACACACCUCGGAGAUACGGUCCAAAUGGCUGGCGCAUUUCCUUGAUGGGGCAUUUCGUUUGCCUGCCAUAAGAUCAAUGGAGGAAAAUGUGAAGGAAUGGGAAGCAUACAUGAAACGCUACUCGGGCGAGUACUUCCGUCGAUCUUGCGUCGCUUCUGUCGGUAUCUGGCACAACGACCAGCUGUGCAAGGACAUGGGGUGUGAGCCUAGGAGGAAGAAGGGAUUUCUGGCUGACUGGCUGAUUCCCUAUGAACCUGCAGAUUACGCAGGUGUCAAUCUGAGGAACUAG
Molecule: messenger RNA, 1578 nt
Organism: Triticum turgidum subsp. durum (durum wheat)
Lineage: Eukaryota; Viridiplantae; Streptophyta; Magnoliopsida; Poales; Poaceae
Source: the annotation of a GenBank genome assembly